GACUCAUGCCUUAAGCACGAUUACUUUGAGUCAUUUCCUUUCCUUUUCUUCCAUUUUCUCAGACGCCCAGCAGCCUUCAGUUCUGGGCUGAUGGCUGGUAAAGUGAGGGCGUACUGCAAGGUUGUGCGUUUGGGUAAGCUUUUGUGAAGAACUCUGCUGUAUUCAGUACAAAAAUCCUCCCCUCCUGACUGCAUUACUACCAAUCAGGUUGGCCUCUGAUUCCAGAGGUAAACCUUCCAAUUGAAGAGUAUCAGAUAAGUAACUUUAUGAAUUUUGGAGAACGAUGGACAAUUUAUUCUUCUAUGUGCACAUGUGUGAUAUAUUCAUAUGUAGUGUGUAAACAUAAAUUGAAAUGUGGGGAGACAUACAGAGCAAAACAGUAAGGUAAACAGACUACCAGGUGUGGCUACUGGGCUUAUGGUUUUCAUGCAACCGAUUUUUUCAGGACUGUUAGAACUGUACCUGCUUAAAUGUGAGGAACUAGAUGAAGAGGAAGUCAGAAUUGCAAGAAUUAGAAGUCAGGAAUUAGAGACCCUGUGGCUUAGUUAAAGAAGAGUGGGUCGAGCCUUCCACCUAUUUGGAUCUCCUCGCCUAUAAGUAGUCCAACUUUCAAAGGUUUACUCAUAUGGCAGAAUGUAAACUAAUUAGUUACUUACUUUUUUAUGGUUUGAUGCUUCAGUGUAAGAUGUAAAAAUAGGUGGAAUUGGACUUACUAAGAAGUGCUGGUGAGAGGACAGAAAGCGCUGUAAUAAAAUGUGUGCUAUAGAAGAUAUAGGAUUCUUGUCACCAAGCACAUAUAAAAGGAUGUGGUAAGGUAGUGCUGAAGUUCAUAAUCCAAAUUUAUUUUGCCAUGCCCUUUCAAUCUGGACAGAUAACCUUUCUAAAUAAAUGCUUUAGUUAAUCAGCAGGAACUGAAGGUAUAAGACUGUACUCACAUAUUCUGGUAUACAUGUUUUCUUUUUUUGGAGGUGAACUGCUUGGUUAUAGAAUGUAUGUAGUUUUGAAUGUGCAUCCUAGCCUCCUGAGCCUCACUCUUCUCUUUUACCAGACUGCAAUAAAUGUGUCUUUGUUCCCCAAAUAUGUAGUGCCCUGUCCUGACUUCAGGCCUUUGCAUGAACUUUUGUUGGGUGUAGCCCACUGCUUGUCUUCCCUUUUUAAGCACAGAGUGUCCAACCUUUUAGUGGCCAUAUGUGAACUUUCUCGCCUGUUGGAUGAACUCUCGGAGGUAGGAAUCUCAUAGCCUUGGGCACCCUGGCCUCUGAUGGUGCCUCCUCAUGGCAAGCACUUAGUAAAUGCUGAAUAAAUGGGCGUAUAACUUAGGAUAAACAAACAGUCCAUUUUAAUUCCAGUAUCUGGCCUGUCAUGUUGGAGCAGAAAGGAACCCUCUAGAAGAAACGGAGUAUGAGAAGUAAGGGGGUGCCCUAAGUUCGCCGUGCUUUCACUGGGGAGCUAAGACCGUUUUUGCCAGUGUUCUAAGAACGGAAGCAUCUGGGCUGAAUGGAAUUUAGCAUCAAAAAAAAUCCUCUUUCUGUUCAGAAAGUUGUAAAGUGCAUAAAGAUGAAGCAGGCACCAGAAAUCCUUGGCAAUACAAAUGGAAAGACACAGAACUGUGAAGUGAAUCGCGAAUGUUCUGUAUUCCUCAGCAAAGCCCAACUUUCUACCAGUCUACAGGAGGGGGUCAUGCAGAAAUUUAAUGGUCACGAUGCACUUCCUUUUAUUCCAACUGAGAAGCUGAAAGAUCUAACUUCUCGUGUGUUUAAUGGAGAACCCGGUGCUCAUGAUGCCAGAUUGCGUUUUGAGUCCCAGGAAAUGAAAGGAAUUGGGACACCACCUAACACUACCCCUAUCAAAAAUGGCUCUCCAGAAAUUAAGCUGAAAAUCACCAAAACAUACAUGAAUGGGAAACCUCUCUUUGAAUCUUCCAUUUGUGGUGAUGGUGCUGCUACUGUGUCCCAGUCAGAAGAAAAUGGACAAAAACCAGAAAAUAAGGCAAGAAGGAACAGGAAGAGAAGCAUAAAAUAUGACUCCUUGCUGGAGCAGGGCCUUGUGGAAGCAGCUCUGGUGUCCAAGAUCUCGGGUCCCUCAGAUAAAAAGAUUCCAGCUAAGAAAGAGUCCUGUCCAAGUACCGGCAAAGACAAAGACCACCUGUUGAAAUAUAAUGUUGGUGAUUUGGUGUGGUCCAAAGUGUCCGGUUACCCUUGGUGGCCAUGCAUGGUUUCUGCCGAUCCACUCCUUCACAGCUAUACCAAACUUAAAGGUCAGAAAAAGAGUGCACGCCAGUAUCACGUACAGUUCUUUGGUGAUGCCCCAGAAAGAGCUUGGAUAUUUGAGAAGAGCCUUGUAACUUUUGAAGGAGAAGGACAGUUUGAAAAAUUAUGCCAGGAAAGUGCCAAGCAGGCACCCACGAAAGCUGAGAAAAUUAAGCUGUUGAAGCCUAUUUCAGGGAAAUUGAGGGCCCAGUGGGAAAUGGGCAUCGUUCAAGCGGAAGAAGCUGCAAGCAUGUCCGUAGAGGAGCGGAAAGCCAAGUUCACCUUCCUCUACGUGGGGGACCAGCUUCGUCUCAACCCUCACGUAGCUAAGGAGGCAGGCAUUGCUGUGGAGUCUCUGGGAGAAAUGGUGGAAUCCUCAGGAGUCACUGAAGAAGCUGCUUAUAACUCCAAGCCCAUGAGAGAAGAGGGCAUUCCUAUCAAGAGAAGGCGGAGAGCCAAGCUGCCUAGCUCUGCUGAAAACCAAGAAAGUGACCCUGGGACAGUAAAGACUACUCCUCAAAAGACAGCAGAGGGUGACUCUAAGAGGGGAGUAGGAUCUCCUUCUGGGAGGAAGAAGGCCACAGCCUCCACUCCGCGGAGCAGGAAGGGAGAUGCGGCAUCCCAGUUUUUGGUCUUCUGUCAAAAGCACAGGGAUGAGGUUGUUGCUGAGCACCCAGAUGCCUCCAGUGAGGAGAUUGAAGAGUUGCUUGGAUCCCAGUGGAACAUGCUCAAUGAGAAACAGAAAGCGCGCUAUAACACAAAGUUUGCCCUAGUGGCCUCUUCCCAGUCUGAAGAAGACUCUGGUUCAUCAUUGAAGAGUUUUGGAGAGGCCAAACGUAAAGUGUUUCAAGACUCACCUAAAAGGAGACCGAGACCCAGAAGUAACUUAAAUGGGAAAAAAAGAAACCACACAAAGAGGACACAGGACCCAACAGAGGACGUUGAAGUUGAGGAUGCACCCAGGAAAAGACUCAGGACCGACAAGCAGGGUCUUCGGAAGAGAGAGAUGAUCACUGACAAAACAGCCCGAACAAGCUCUUGCAAGGCCAUAGAGGCAGCCUCCUCGCUGAAGAGCCAGGCAGCAACGAAACAUCUGUCUGACGCAUGCAAACCACUGAAGAAACGAAAUCGGGCUUCUGCAGCAGCGUCUUCAGCUCUUGCGUUUAGCAAAAGUUCAUCUCCUUCUGCAUCCUUAACUGAGAAUGAGGUAUCAGAUGGCCAGGGAGACGAGCCCUUGGAGUCCCCAUAUGAAAGUGCAGACGAAACGCAAACUGAAGUGUCCGUCUCGUCUAAAAAGUCUGAAAGAGGAGUAACUGCCAAGAAGGAGUACGUGUGUCAGCUGUGUGAGAAGACCGGCAGCCUCGUGCUCUGCGAAGGCCCCUGUUGCGGAGCUUUCCACCUUGCUUGCCUUGGGCUUUCCCGGAGACCAGAAGGGAGGUUCACCUGCAGCGAGUGUGCUUCAGGGAUUCACACGUGUUUCGUGUGUAAGGAGAACAAGACAGAUGUUAAGCGCUGUGUCGUAUCUCAGUGUGGAAAAUUUUACCAUGAAGCUUGUGUGAGAAAAUACCCUCUGACUGUGUUUGAAAGUCGAGGCUUUCGCUGCCCUCUCCACAGCUGUGUGAGCUGCCAUGCUUCGAACCCUUCAAACCCAAGACCGUCGAAAGGUAAAAUGAUGCGCUGUGUUCGCUGCCCCGUUGCCUAUCAUGGAGGGGACGCUUGUCUGGCAGCAGGCUGCUCGGUGAUCGCUUCCAACAGCAUAAUCUGCACGGGCCACUUCACUGCUCGGAAGGGGAAAAGGCAUCAUGCUCACGUCAAUGUGAGCUGGUGCUUUGUGUGCUCCAAAGGGGGAAGCCUUCUGUGCUGCGAGUCCUGCCCAGCAGCCUUCCACCCUGACUGCCUGAACAUCGAGAUGCCCGACGGCAGCUGGUUCUGCAAUGACUGCAGGGCCGGCAAGAAGCUCCACUUCCAAGAUAUUAUUUGGGUUAAACUUGGGAACUACAGAUGGUGGCCGGCAGAAGUUUGCCAUCCCAAAAAUGUUCCCCCAAAUAUUCAGAAAAUGAAGCACGAGAUUGGAGAAUUCCCUGUGUUUUUCUUUGGGUCUAAAGAUUAUUACUGGACACAUCAGGCGCGAGUGUUCCCGUACAUGGAGGGGGACCGGGGCAGCCGCUACCAGGGGGUCAGAGGGAUCGGAAGAGUCUUCAAAAACGCGCUACAAGAAGCCGAAGCUCGUUUUCGUGAAAUCAAACUCCAAAGGGAAGCCAGAGAGACACAGGAGAAUGAGCGCAAGCCCCCGCCCUACAAGCAUAUUAAGGUGAAUAAGCCUUACGGGAAAGUCCAGAUCUAUACAGCUGAUAUUUCCGAAAUCCCGAAGUGCAACUGUAAGCCCACAGAUGAGAAUCCCUGUGGCUUUGAUUCGGAGUGUUUGAACAGGAUGCUGAUGUUUGAGUGCCACCCGCAGGUGUGUCCUGCAGGAGAGUACUGCCAGAACCAGUGUUUCACCAAGCGCCAGUACCCUGAGACCAAGAUCAUCAAGACAGACGGCAAAGGAUGGGGCCUGGUCGCCAAGAGGGACAUUAGAAAGGGAGAAUUUGUGAAUGAGUAUGUUGGUGAGCUGAUAGACGAAGAGGAGUGUAUGGCAAGAAUCAAAUAUGCACAUGAGAACGACAUCACUCACUUUUACAUGCUCACUAUAGACAAGGACCGGAUAAUUGAUGCUGGCCCCAAAGGAAACUAUUCCCGAUUUAUGAAUCAUAGCUGCCAGCCCAACUGUGAGACCCUCAAGUGGACAGUGAACGGUGACACUCGCGUGGGCCUGUUUGCUGUCUGUGACAUUCCUGCAGGGACGGAGCUGACUUUUAACUACAACCUUGAUUGUUUGGGUAAUGAAAAAACAGUCUGUCGGUGCGGAGCCUCCAACUGCAGCGGGUUCCUCGGGGAUAGACCAAAGACCUCAACAUCCCUUUCUUCAGAGGAGAAGGGCAAAAAGACCAAGAAAAAAACCCGGAGGCGUAGAACAAAAGGUGAAGGAAAGAAGAAGUCUGAGGAUGAGUGCUUCCGCUGUGGCGACGGGGGCCAGCUGGUGCUGUGUGACCGCAAGUUCUGCACCAAGGCCUACCACCUGUCAUGCCUGGGCCUGGGCAAGCGGCCCUUCGGGAAAUGGGAAUGUCCUUGGCAUCAUUGUGACGUGUGUGGCAAGCCUUCUACUUCAUUUUGCCACUUUUGUCCCAAUUCGUUUUGCAAGGAACACCAAGAUGGGACAGCCUUCAGCUCUACCCAGGAUGGGCGGUCAUACUGCUGUGAGCAUGACUUGGGGGCAGAGUCAGUUAGAAGUGCCAAGACUGAGAAACCCUUUCCAGAACCCAUGAAGUCAAAGGGGAAGAGGAAGAAAAGGAGGUGUUGGCGGAGGGUCACCGAAGGCAAAUAGCGCCAGGUGGUGGCUUGGCCAGAUCCAGAGGCGACGUUGGGCGGCCAGCCCGCCUUGUGGGUAGAGGGCCGAGUGUGGGACUGGCCCAAAGGACCCAGCUCGAAGCCACCACAGACAGAGUAUAGGCCUCCUAGGGAGGGAGCGUCUUCCCCACCACUGAGCCAUCCUCAGCAGCGCCUGCUGCCUCUGCACUGACGACCUGUCUGAGCCACAUGGUUCGGAAGGUUCCAGGACAAACAAGCCUUACUACACAGCAUUACAGCUACACUUGAAUUUCUAAGAAUGUCAAGGUUCCCUCCCACUCUAUUUUUUUAGGAUAAAGUUAUGAUUGAAAUUUAAUUGGCAUAUGAAAUGUUUUUAUCUCACCCGAAAUGUAUAGAGUAGUAUUUUUUCUAAAGGAUCACUAUUAUCUCUUUAAUCUUAACAACGUUACUCAGCCUGCUUACCUGUUGUCAUCACUCAGGAGAGACCAGGGUGGGGCCUGGGCAAGGACUCAGACCCUGAAUUCCUUGGAAACCAUAAUUUUGAUCAUUAUUUUGCUCUUAUGAAACAGCUGUAUGAUUUUUUUUAUACUAAUGUGAAAUUUUUCCUCAAAAUGCUUCUCUUCCAUCCUAGUGAGAAGGCGGCCCUGGGCAGUGUGAUAGUGAUAGUGUUGUUGUAAGAGCUCCCCAGUAGGUUUUUUCUCCUUGUGGCUUUGAACUAAGUGCCGCUCUUGUGUGGGCCUUUAAAGGGUAGGGUCGUGUGGAGCAGCCUUUCCCAACGAGGCUUGGUCCGGCGCUUCUCACCUGGGCCUGUCUCCUGAACACACUAGGUUCUUACCAACAUUUGGGGAAAGACUUUGUAUAUUUUUUUCCAUUUGGCUUUCCUUUAUCAGUUUCUGGCUUUAUUCUCAAUAUAUUUUUGCUAAACUUGUUUCACAAAUUACCACCGACUGAAAUGUGUAUUUACUGAUGCGACCCUGAGUUCUCACAGCAAAAGGAAUGAACUCGGUAGGGGUGUGGCCCCUGUGGUUAGUUUGUUUCAAGUGGUAACUUAGGGACGUGGUUUUGAACGCUGUGUUCUGCCCUCCCUGUAGCAGCGCAGGCGACGCUCCAGCAGCAGGGCACUGCUAGGGGCUCCCCCUCGGGACCCAGCGCACGUGGGAAACAGCAUUUCCAGAAAAUGUUCUUUUCAGGGUCUGAGGAGAGACCCAGAGUUUAGAACUAUUGCCAUAUGAAGUUAUUGCCAUUUCAUCACACUUUGUGGGUCUGUUCAUGGGAAACGUGACUUGUGCUGGUCAGAUGUGCUCAGCACCCCCGAGAAGCACUUGUCCUGGGGCUUGAGGGGUGCCGGGCACCACUGCCUGACGGGCAUGUGGGCAUCUGGUCUUGUGACAGCCAGGCCGACCCAUUCCCCUGUGAGAUUUCCGUUAACUUUUAGUUAUUAAAAGGCCCAGCCCAUAAAGUGAGGAACUUCUGGGAAGUACUAAGUUCUCUGUGGAAGACUGGAUCCUUCUUUCUUGGAGUUUCUCGAGCAUCCUGAGAAAAGGGGAGCAUCCUUCCAGGCACCCGUGUGCCCUCAGAGGGGCCUGCCCAUCUCCACAUGUGUGAUAAGAGGGAAGGGAACACUCAGCAGCAGGUGCUUUUUUCUGGCUUUUUCUUCAAACAACCUAAGAACAUCUAUUCUGCAGAAAAGUUUACACAACUAUUCUUGAAAACUGCUACUGAGGUCUUCUGUUCAUUUCUAUUGUUUUUGCCUUAUAGAAUUGCAGGAGGUACUUGGACCCAAGACCCCUGUUCACUACUUCUUGUGCUUUUGUGAUACGAGCUCUUGGGGGCUGUGGUCUCUGCCAGGCUGUGACCUGGGGACGAAUCUGCUUCAGGUGUGAGGCUCCCUGGGGCCUGAGGGGUCCACGUGUCCCCUGAGCACUGACGAGUAGGAGAGUUUUACUGACUGUGGCCGUCCCUUUGGCCCUUCUAUCAUGAUUCUGGAAAACAUAACCACACACAGGACCAAAGGAGAAACGAGAGCUCUGUCAUCAGGUGGCUGUCCUUACACGUGGGGCUCAGCCAUCCCUGGGAACGCACCUGCUGGUAAGACAUGGGAAGUGUGGAGAAUUUCAGUUUAGAACUCUGAUUUCUAUCAAACUGUCUUAAAGUACUGGAUUGAUUUAUGCUCCUUACGCCCUAAACUUGAGAGGGUGUUCCAGUGACGGGACCGGGCUGUGUUCCCACACCUGUGUUUUGGGUCUGGGCCCAAGGGGCACCUGAGGCCAGGCACAGGCACAGCUGCUGUGGGUCUGGCCCUGCUCUGUAGAGUAAAGGGCCUGGGCACUGGCCGAUGUUGUCACUUGUCCUUUCCUACCAGCUGAGGGACUUCUGCAUAAGUCAGAACAUCAGAAUUGGUUUUGCAGUGCACUUUGGGGAGAUUAACUUAUUUUUGUAUUGACAGUAGUAAAAUCUAGUGAUUUCUGAGUCACUUUGAGAUUAUUUCCAAAUUAUCUUAUGAUCUUUCUGAAGGAAAUACUGGAAAAAUUAUUUUAAAUAUGGUUGCCCUCUUUCCCAAAACUGUUAAACUAAUGAGCAAAUAACACUAACUUUGAAAUCUCUAGCAAACUAGUAAUGAAUCUGAGUACAACAAGGCUUUGGAGUAGCAGCCGACCUUGGAGGGCCUUCCUUCCCGUCGGGGCCGACAGGGUACAUGGCCAUCACUGCGGCCUUUACCUGGGGAAUCUGAGAGCUGCUUUGGGAGGGAUUUGGUCUUUCUGAACAUCAGUUUCAGUCCUUUGUCACUAAUGUGAAGCAGAAACAAAACAAAAACUGUCUGAACACCUCAGGAUUCCUCGGCCUCGGGAACUGACCAGGAUCUACACCUAAUCUGUGCCCACACACGUGUGAAGCUGUCUCUGCCUGUGCCAGCAAUGGCCUCUGGGAACGUGGGUGGCUCUCACGUUGUGCAGGUCACAGGGAUGUGUCUAAUUCAGCAGUUAUAAAAUGCGGCCACUGUAGGGAAACACGUCUGGCACCCACAGCAGUGGAAAGCACCAGUCUGUCCUGUCCUCCGAGGAUCUGUGUGGACACCAGCCUUGCCCUCGUUUCUCGGGCCCCACACACACUCAGGUCUGCGCUUCUGACGCCUUCCAAGUAUUUAUCUUGACACAUAAACCUUAAUGUGUAUAGUGCCCAUCUUCCAGAACUACCUUAUUUUCAGGAAUUAAAUAUAAGCCUGGUAUAAUGAAAGUUAAUGCAGAUGACUGUCAGUUGCCAAAUUCUUGAUCCUAUGAGAAGUGUAGUGUUUGAUGAAUGUUAGUCAAUAGAGUAAAAUGCUGUGUCUGUGGGCGUCAUGGUGUCCACCGUACCCUGGUGAGAUGUGAAAUGCCCUGUCAGAAAUUAAAUAUAAAUUUAAAUGUCCUUAUUGGUGUCUGAGCUUCAUACCAUAUGAGGUCAGGCUCCGUUUAGGAAUAUUGGGUGCUAUCACCAGUUUUGACAGACUUAAAAACUUGAAAUUCACUUCUAGGGGGAAUAUACUGAAAUGUAGAUUUGAGAACUGCCAGUUGGGAGAUAAUAGCAUUUAAAGUGAGAAGUUGUGUUUGGAAAAUUGUGUAUGAAUAUUUUUGUAUUAAAAAAAUUUUAAAGGCU
This is a messenger RNA of Equus caballus (horse), 9290 nucleotides long. It is a transcript of the gene NSD2, whose product is annotated as nuclear receptor binding SET domain protein 2. Gene Ontology annotation, molecular function: histone methyltransferase activity. The record is from RefSeq and is a predicted model, not a curated record. NCBI's taxonomy places the organism in Eukaryota, Metazoa, Chordata, Mammalia, Perissodactyla, Equidae. Gene Ontology annotation, cellular component: nucleus.